UCCCUGCUUACAUUCUUGCUGGAUGUUCCUUGCCAUUGCCUCCUCUCCUGAUGACUCGACGAUGCCCUACCCUGCGAGGCAUGCAUCCAUUCUCCCCAUUGCGACAAAGGAUCCACCGAUGGGUCACAAAUAACAUCCACAUGCACUAGUCCUCCGAGGUCUUGCCAUCAGCCAGAGACUAUGAGGAUCUCCGACUCGCCUUGUCUCCCGCCUCCCUUGCCUUCAGCGGGGUUUGCUUCCUCGGAGUCAGCACCACGGGAGGAGUCCUCCCUCCCCUACUCGAGGAAGAUGCCAUGGGCACCUCGUCAAGCAGGGUCGCCAACCGCAGGAGGACCAAGCCAAGAUCGCAGCGCCGUCGCCACGCCCCGGUUGCCCUGAAGAUCACCACACCCUACGUUCAAAACCCUAAACCUAGGCGCCGCCUUCCGAUCGCCUUAGCUAUCGCCUCUCGGUCGCCUCUUAGAGAGAGAACGUGGUGGACCCGCUGCGCCUCUCGGUCGCCUCUAAACGGACGGAGUAGUUGUUAGCUUGCAUGCACCGUGUGCUCCCACGCACCUUGGCCAUUGGGCGCUCCAGCGAAUUGUGUGGUCUCGAAUCAUCAGGGUCCGUGUUCAAUCGGUCUUGUGAACGGCCUAUGGAGCUCCCGGGCGUUGUCGUGGCACUUUUGUCUCCGCUCCCGCCCGACCGCACGCACGAAGGUAGCGAGGAACGUCGUCGACAAGCCAUCAGCACAUCAGUCGGCGAAGCCAAGGCAAACUAUACACGAUCAAGCUAGCUAGCUAGCUCCCGGGGCGGUCGCGCGCUCGCGUCGUCAUAUGGGUUCCGAGCAGAAGCCGCAUGUGGUGUUCGUGCCGUUCCCGGCGCACGGCCACGUCGCGCCGCACACGCAGCUCGCGCGCCUCCUCCACGCCCGCGGCUUCCACGUCACGCUCGUCCACACCGAGCUGCACCACCGCCGCCUCGUGCUCGCCAAGGGCGCCGACGCGUCCGCGGCCGCGGCGCCGUGGCUCGGUGUCGAGGUCAUCCCGGACGGGCUGUCGCUGGAGUCCCCGCCGCGGUCGCUGGAGGCGCACCACGAAGCGCUCGAGCAGAACUGCCUCGAGCCGUUCAAGGAGCUGCUGCGCGCGAUGGCGCGCAGGCCCGGCGCGCCGCCCGUGAGCUGCGUCGUGGUGGACGCGCCCAUGUCGUUCGCCUCCACGGCGGCGCGGGACGUUGGCGUCCCCGACGUGGUGUUCUUCACGGCGUCCGCGGCCGAGCUCAUGGGGUACAUGCAGUUCGAGGAGCUGGUGAAGAGGGGCCUCGUCCCGCUGAAGGGAGCCGGGUACAAGACCGACGGCAGUCUCGACGCGGCCGUCGACUGGGUGCCCGGGAUGAAGGGCAUGCGGCUCAGGGACAUGCCGACCUUCUGCCACACGGCGGACGCCGACAGCGCGCUGAUGCGCAUCCACCUCCACCAGAUGCGCGUCGUUGCCGGAUCCAAGGCCGUCGUCAUCAACACGUUCCACGACAUGGAGAAGGACGUCGUGGACGCGCUCGCUGCCUUCCUCCCGCCCGUCUACACCGUCGGCCCUCUCUCCAGAAUCGUAUCGUCGCUCCCGGCGGGAAGCGACGACCUCUCGAGCUCCACGGACACGCCGAGCCUCUUUCAGGAGGACACGGAGUGCAUGGCGUGGCUGGACGGGAAAGAGGCUCGCUCCGUCGUGUACGUGAGCUACGGGAGCCACGCCGCCGCGGGCGCCGACAAGAUAAAGGAGUUUGCGUCCGGGCUGGCGAGGUGCGGCUCUCCCUACUUGUGGGUUCUGCGAUCCGACCUGGCCGCCGGCGUUGAGGUCGGGGAGAACGGGCUCGUCGUGCCUUGGUGCGCCCAGGAGGCGGUCCUUGCCCACCCAGCCGUGGGGCUUUUUGUUACGCACUGUGGGUGGAACUCCAUCUUGGAGACCGUGAUCGGCGGGGUGCCGGUGCUCGGUUGGCCGAUGAUAUCCGAGCAGACGACAAACUGCCGGCAGGUAAGCACGGCGUGGAACAUCGGAGCGGAGCUGCCGCAGGAGGCGAGGGACGAUGAAAUAGCUGCACUGGUGAGGGAGAUGAUGGUCGGGAGGAAGGGGAUGGAGGCGAGGGAGAAGACGUUGGAGUGGAAGAGGCUGGCUGAAGAUGCUACCAAAGAAGGGGGCUCGUCCUGUGCUAACCUUGAUAGGUUCGUUGAGGAUGUGCUGCUCAAGGGGUUAUGAUUUUUAUUUUAUUUGUUUAUAGUUCAUUCUAUCAAUUCGUUUUGUACCUAUUAAGUGAACUAGCACAAGUCAGUAGAAUGAACUACUGAUGAGUGAUGAACGAGCUUCUAAUAAUCUGCAA
Messenger RNA from Triticum aestivum (bread wheat), 2349 nucleotides. RefSeq names its product cyanohydrin beta-glucosyltransferase-like. The transcript has a single exon. Lineage: Eukaryota; Viridiplantae; Streptophyta; Magnoliopsida; Poales; Poaceae. Gene Ontology annotation, molecular function: quercetin 3-O-glucosyltransferase activity; quercetin 7-O-glucosyltransferase activity. The record is from RefSeq and is a predicted model, not a curated record. Bases 816 to 2228 code for a protein of 470 amino acids.